Schizophyllum commune H4-8 is the source of this 1360-nucleotide messenger RNA. RefSeq lists its product as uncharacterized. Lineage: Eukaryota; Fungi; Basidiomycota; Agaricomycetes; Agaricales; Schizophyllaceae. The record is from RefSeq and is a predicted model, not a curated record. The coding region runs from base 114 to 1295 and encodes 393 amino acids. The transcript has 4 exons.
CGGACAACUAUUCUACUCAAGCGGGGGAGCUUGCUCAUCGCGUCGUCAAGCGACUGUACGGCGUGACCAACAAAAAGCAAGCGACCGGGCAGAUAGGUCGCGCGUAUCGGCGCAUGGUACGCGCCCGUCGAGCCCAAGCGGUCCAUGAUAGCUUCAAGGCUCAUACGAAGCGUCGCGCCCAUCAAGCCGCCUUCAAAGACAACGGCCUGUAUGAGCAUCAUCAUAUUACGAAGUCCAGAAAUGUUUGGCACACACUCUCUACUUUCCCCUCUUCUCACCAGGGAGAUCCAGCUAUUGAGGGAUUCGUCCCGAAGCUGCAGGAUCACCUGCUGACCCGUCUCCUUCAUCGCAAAUUCGACGGGGAUGAGCCCGAUGUAUACACGAGCGAAGAAAGAAAUCAAGUACGCUUACAGGGCCGCAAGUUCUACGAGGGCCGCACCUGCCGAAUCAACUAUACGACGUAUGACUGCCGACGCGAUCAGGACACAAUCCACGUAGGAAAGAAUGCGGAUAUCAUGAUGCUGUCGCCCGAGACCGAAGAGGGUGCCCAUCCGUACUGGUACGCCCGCGUCCUUGGUAUCUACCACGCGGACGUAUCAACUUCUCACCCGCUCGCACCGGCGAGUAGCAAGGUUUUUCAGCCAAUGCAAUUUCUUUUCGUUCGCUGGUACGGGUUUGAGCCGCGGUAUCGCUGCGGUAGCCGCCUCUGCAAACUUCCAAAAAUCGGCUUCGUCGAAGAGAGCCAAGGCUCAUACGCCUUCGGCUUCCUGGACCCGGCACUUGUCGUACGCUGCUGCCACCUCAUCCCCAGCUUUGUUGAUCUACGGACCGAUACGCUACUCCAUACGAAGCAACCGUCUAUGGCAAGGGCAACGGGCGAGACGGACGACUGGCUGAACUACUAUGUUAAUGUCUUCGCUGACCGUGACAUGUUGAUGCGCUUCUUCGCGGGCGGUGGUGUUGGACACGCUGAGCGGCGCUUGACCUCAGUGGAAGUAGCGAAGAUGGGAGAGCAGGAGGAAGAGGUGGAGGGUCCCUUGGACGAUGAAGACGACGAAGCUAGCGCAUCUACGCACGCGAUGAGCGAUGUCGAACAAAGUGACGUCGAUAUGGCCAACCCAGACGCUGCUGAGGUCGACGACAAUGAUUCAGCGAGCGACUCCGACAUGGAAUGGGAGAAUUCGGAGGACUCGGAUGAAGAUGCGAGUGGGUCUGACGAAGAACCGGAGGCUGCAGCAGAGGAAGAGUUGGAGGGGACCGACGGCUUCGAAGAUAGUGGUUACGCUUCGUAUUGAUUUUUGGUACAUCCGGGUGUCGCUUCCACGUAUCCACAGACGCGCUAUUUACUAAUACCCACCUC